Molecule: messenger RNA, 5041 nt
Organism: Sapajus apella (tufted capuchin)
Lineage: Eukaryota; Metazoa; Chordata; Mammalia; Primates; Cebidae
Gene: CUL4B
Product: cullin 4B
Exons: 22
Coding region: 141-2906 (921 amino acids)
Biological process (GO): protein ubiquitination; ubiquitin-dependent protein catabolic process; DNA damage response
Cellular component (GO): Cul4B-RING E3 ubiquitin ligase complex
Molecular function (GO): ubiquitin protein ligase binding
Source: RefSeq, a predicted model, not a curated record
GCUCCAAUCAGGAGCUCCGAAGGUGUCUCGAAGGCCCGCCCCCUCCUCCCUAUCCACUUUUCUUCCCCCCCAUAUCCCCCCCCCCCCCCCCCCCCCCCACUCAAGUCCUGCGGACCUGGGGGCUUCGGGAUCUGGGCGCUAUGAAAAGUGUCUGUCCGGUCACUUCCGGUUUUUCUUCCCCCAGUCCCUCAGCUGCUGCUGCUGCUCAGGAGGUCAGAUCUGCCACUGAUGGUAAUACCAGCACCACUCCGCCCACCUCUGCCAAGAAGAGAAAGUUAAACAGCAGCAGCAGUAGCGGCAGUAACAGUAGUAACGAGAGAGAAGACUUUGAUUCCACCUCUUCCUCCUCUUCCACUCCUCCUUUACAACCCAGGGAUUCGGCAUCCCCUUCAACCUCGUCCUUCUGCCUGGGGGUUUCAGUGGCUGCUUCCAGCCACGUACCGAUACAGAAGAAGCUGCGUUUUGAAGACACCCUGGAGUUUGUAGGGUUUGAUGCGAAGAUGGCUGAGGAAUCCUCCUCCUCCUCCUCCUCAUCUUCACCAACUGCUGCAACAUCUCAGCAGCAGCAACUUAAAAAUAAGAGUAUAUUAAUCUCUUCUGUGGCUUCGGUGCAUCAUGCAAACGGCCUAGCCAAAUCUUCUACCACCGUCUCUAGCUUUGCUAACAGCAAGCCUGGCUCUGCUAAGAAGUUAGUGAUCAAGAACUUUAAAGAUAAGCCUAAGUUACCAGAAAACUACACAGAUGAAACCUGGCAAAAACUGAAAGAAGCAGUGGAAGCUAUUCAGAAUAGUACUUCAAUUAAGUAUAAUUUAGAAGAACUCUACCAGGCUGUAGAAAAUCUCUGUUCUUACAAGAUUUCUGCAAACUUGUACAAACAGCUGAGACAGAUCUGUGAAGAUCACAUCAAAGCACAGAUUCAUCAAUUCAGAGAGGAUUCAUUGGAUAGUGUUCUUUUUCUAAAGAAGAUUGAUAGAUGCUGGCAAAACCAUUGCAGACAAAUGAUCAUGAUCAGGAGCAUUUUUUUGUUUCUGGAUAGAACUUACGUUCUUCAGAAUUCAAUGCUACCCUCCAUUUGGGACAUGGGACUGGAGUUAUUUAGGGCUCAUAUUAUAAGUGAUCAGAAAGUCCAGAAUAAGACAAUUGAUGGCAUCCUUCUCUUGAUUGAGAGGGAAAGGAAUGGUGAAGCAAUUGAUAGAAGUUUACUCCGAAGCCUUUUAAGCAUGCUAUCUGAUUUGCAAAUUUAUCAAGAUUCUUUUGAACAACGAUUUUUGGAAGAAACUAACCGGCUCUAUGCAGCUGAAGGCCAAAAAUUAAUGCAAGAAAGAGAGGUUCCUGAAUAUCUUCAUCACGUUAACAAACGUCUAGAAGAAGAAGCAGACAGACUUAUUACUUACUUAGAUCAGACCACCCAGAAGUCAUUAAUUGCUACUGUAGAAAAACAACUCCUAGGUGAACACUUAACAGCAAUUCUUCAGAAAGGUUUAAAUAAUCUCCUUGAUGAAAACCGAAUUCAAGAUUUGUCCCUCCUGUAUCAGCUCUUCAGUAGAGUUCGAGGUGGAGUUCAGGUUCUUUUGCAGCAGUGGAUUGAAUACAUCAAGGCAUUUGGCAGCACUAUUGUAAUUAAUCCUGAAAAAGAUAAAACCAUGGUUCAAGAAUUGCUGGAUUUUAAAGAUAAGGUUGACCAUAUAAUUGAUAUCUGCUUUCUGAAGAAUGAGAAAUUUAUCAAUGCCAUGAAAGAAGCAUUCGAAACAUUUAUUAACAAAAGACCAAAUAAACCGGCUGAACUUAUAGCUAAGUAUGUAGAUUCAAAGCUUCGUGCAGGCAACAAAGAAGCUACAGAUGAAGAACUUGAGAAAAUGUUGGAUAAAAUUAUGAUCAUAUUUAGAUUUAUCUAUGGCAAGGAUGUUUUUGAGGCCUUCUAUAAGAAAGAUUUAGCCAAGCGCCUGUUGGUUGGGAAGAGUGCAUCUGUAGAUGCUGAAAAAUCAAUGCUGUCCAAACUUAAACAUGAAUGCGGAGCUGCUUUCACCAGCAAACUUGAAGGAAUGUUUAAAGACAUGGAACUUUCUAAAGACAUCAUGAUUCAGUUCAAACAGGUCUCUCCCUGCAGACAGGCAGUGGAGCAAGCGAAAAACUGGAGACUUGGGCUGGCUGGUGGGUAUAUGCAGAAUCAGAAUGUUCCGGGAAAUAUUGAGUUAACUGUGAAUAUCCUGACAAUGGGCUAUUGGCCAACAUAUGUGCCUAUGGAAGUUCAUUUACCACCAGAGAUGGUAAAACUUCAGGAGAUUUUCAAGACAUUUUACCUAGGCAAACAUAGUGGCAGGAAACUUCAGUGGCAGUCAACCCUAGGACACUGUGUGCUAAAAGCAGAAUUUAAAGAGGGUAAAAAAGAACUCCAGGUCUCUCUUUUUCAAACACUGGUGCUGCUAAUGUUUAAUGAGGGAGAGGAGUUCAGUUUAGAAGAGAUCAAGCAGGCAACUGGAAUAGAGGAUGGAGAGUUAAGGAGAACACUGCAGUCUUUAGCCUGUGGCAAAGCUAGAGUUCUGGCGAAAAAUCCAAAGGGCAAAGAUAUCGAAGAUGGUGACAAGUUCAUUUGUAAUGAUGAUUUCAGACACAAACUUUUCAGGAUAAAGAUUAAUCAAAUCCAGAUGAAAGAAACGGUUGAAGAACAAGCAAGUACUACAGAAAGAGUAUUUCAAGACAGACAGUAUCAAAUUGAUGCUGCAAUUGUUCGAAUUAUGAAGAUGAGAAAGACACUUAGCCACAAUCUCCUUGUUUCAGAAGUAUACAACCAGUUGAAAUUUCCAGUUAAGCCUGCUGAUCUUAAGAAGAGAAUAGAAUCCUUAAUAGAUCGGGACUACAUGGAAAGAGAUAAAGAAAACCCAAACCAGUACAACUAUAUUGCAUAAAAUGUUGGCCUUGCAUUUGGUGUCAUAUGCAGUAGCCAGUGGAUAAACUAACCUGUUGAUUCAAUAUUAUUUGACUCCUUUUUUACUACCGAUGACCAAAUGAAGCAGUGUAAUUAAUGGAAAUAGUUGAGUGGACUUUUUCUCAGUGGUUAACAUGGCCGUUUUAAAGAGUAAUACUUACCUUUAAGAAGAAUGUUGUUGAACUCUUUGCAUGUUAUUUAGUAUGAUGUGCAGAAAACACUUAAGAACGUACCUGGUCUUCAUAAAUUCCUCUUUGGAACUGGGAAAGAGAUCCCUGCGGCUAUUAAAAAGGGGGGAGGGUUCUUAUACACCAUUAAAUAUGAAGCAGAAGGUUUAUUUGCUUAAAAUGUCAUUUAAAGACACUUAAACUGCAUGCAAACUUUAUUUACUGUACAGAGUUCUGGAUGUAUUUAUCAAAUAGAAAAACCACCCUUGACUUGGUUGUUCACCCAUUUCGUGGUUUCCCUUGAAAAGAGAAACAAGUUGUCAUAGCUAUUGAUAUUUUACUAGGUAAUGUUCUGUCACACUGAAAGGGAUGUUGUUUUAAAAGAAAAAUUAUUUGGAAACAAGUUUUCAAGUAGGGGGACAGUUGCUUACGUAAUAUCUUGUAUAUUCACAUCCUAAAAAUUUCCAUUUAUGAGUAUGGGAUGUGUAUAUAUGGCUUAGCCCCGAGUUUACUGUGCUGAUUAACACAUACUUAUAAAAAUAGCUAAAAUAGAAAAUUAAUGAUCAGUUGUACUAGAGGAACAUCAUAGAAGAGAAAAUAUUCCAACUCUUUCUUUAUAUUAAAAAUGAAUACAAUAAGAAAAGUGCAAAAGAGACCAAAAUGAACGUGUUUUGUAAAUUGUUACAGGAGCAAAAACUUGUCAACUAGUUUUCAACAUAUUUUAGACUUUAAAUGUUGUUAGGACAGUUUUGUCUUCAACUUGGACCAACUGUAGAUUGUUACAGGCUUCCUAGGAUUUAGCAUUCUAUUUUCUCUACCAAAGUUUUUUUGGAAACAUCCCAACUCUUCUCUUUGUUUGAUAAAUAAACCUUUCCUGUCAUCCUCAUUUUAACUUCCUAAAACCCUAGAUAUAAAGGUCCUCCCUCAUUUUUCCCACACAGCCUCUGUUGGGGAAUUUGACAUUCUGUGUCAUGCUGGUCUUCCUUUCAGAAUUGCUUGAAGUUGAGUUAUCUUAGCCAUUGGACACCUGCUUUUCAGGAAAAUGACCCAGGAUUGUUAAUAUAUACGAAAUGGCAAAAGUACUGUUUUUCAAAUUGAGCAAAAGGCUUCCCUUUACCAUCAGUGUUCUAUUGUUUUUGUUUUGCUUCCUUCUAUUUCCUUGAAGCAUUGAAGGGAGGAGAAGCAGAAAAUUUUGUUUUUGUUUUUUAAAAAUCAGAACUACUUAAUGCUUUUUGCCACAGUAUAUUACCUUGCCUGUUGGAGCCGUUAGGAAGAUUACCUAUGUCCUAAUGUUCAACUUGAGGAGAUUUUUGAAUCUUAUGUCUGCUGUUGAUUGUUUUCUUGAGUUCUAGAAGACCUGUGGCCAAGUAUUUUUUAAAGUUGCCUGUUUCUUUUGCGUCAACUUGCACACUGGUGUCUAACUAUAUGUGGUAUUCAGAACUUAUAAUUCUUAUUGAGCAGCCAUUGCCUAUAUUUUCUCAGCUCCUCUCCGAUUUCUUUAUAUGAGCUCAGCUGACAAGCAAAUGCAGCUAUUUUGUUUGCCCUCUCUUCAUACCGGACCAUCAACAACAGUGUUCUAACAUCCCUGAUGGUCUCUGAGAUGUAGACUAUUACACAAGAUUCGAGUUAUUCUUAAGCAACUUUUAGAUAGAGUUGGUCCUGUUACAAGGAAACUCUUGAUGUCAUCUUUGUUAUCUUGAAAGCAGGUCUCCUCCCUGAAGCUUUUAAGUUUUUGAAAACUUGAUGCUGUUUUAGCUGAAAAACUAGCAAGACUGUUAAAAAAAAACAAGUUGAUGGGAGCUGUUUAAGAAACUGAAAAGUAAUAGCAAACUACAUUGGAUAAUUGUGAUUUUUCAGUUGUUGUUCUGUAUCAGUUGAAUUUUUGUGCUCUUUUCCCUGUGUACGUGGUGGUUCUAUUUUUCUCCAAUAAAACUUUUAUUUAAAAAAA